AUGGGGUGCGCACAGUCCGUCGCCUUGGACGCCAGCCAGCCGAGGUCUCAGGGACAGGGGCGUGGCAAGAAGAGGGUCAUUCCUCUCACGGGCGCUGCCAGUAAGGGGCUCGUGGUCCCACCGCGCCGGUCGAGUAUCGUUCCUCUACCUGACGACCUGCAGCCAAGCGCUGCCGCCAAGCCUGCUCUCAGCGCCAGAGAGCAAUUCGCUUCGGAGUACGAGCUUGGCAACACGCUUGGCAAGGGAUCGUUCGGGAUCGUCAUGUCCGCCCGCGAGAGGAGCUCCCAGAGCUUGGACGCCGUGAAGAUCAUUGACUCCAGAGAAGGCCAGGACAGGAAGCGGGAGCUCGCCAUGCAGGAGGUCAAGGUGUGGCGCGCCGUGGGAAGACACCCCAGCGUGGCGGAGCUGCGCAGGGUGUUCUGUGAUAGCCGCGUCGUUUUCAUGGUCAUGGAGAGGUGCGAGUGCACGGUCUCAGAGAAGGCCGACUCCAACCCGGAGCUUCUGCAGUCUGGACUCCCGCACCUCCUGCACCAGAUGCUCCUUGGCCUGGAGGCCUGCCACCGAGCCUCGGUGGUUCACCGUGACGUCAAGCCGGACAACUGCCUCCAGCUGAACCACGUGGUGGUGGCCAGCAACAUCCAGCCCCUGCUCGAGAUCAUCGGGCAGUCCUCGACGAUCUUCAAGAGCACGGCGGAGGUAGACGACCUUAUCAUGUUCACGGUGAUGGGGGAGACGAAUAGGAUCGAUCAAUGCAAUGACAUAUCCUCGUUGAGCGACGUCAUGACCAUCAAGACGAAGCCCGAGGCCGGCAACGACGGCAUCUCCAGCGAGACAGCCACAGGGGAGAAGCGUGAACCUUCCUGCACAUCAGUUCCUUGGUGGGUGACAUGUUCAGUGUUUUUACUGACAGCCAUAUUCUUCUUGAUGUGGGGCAUCAAGUGCAUCGCUUCGAGUAUCAUGACAAUGGGUAUCAUGAUGAUUUCGAACUUCAACUACACGAACUGUCUCUCUGAGAUACCGUGGGUUGGUUCAGAUUUUGACAGGGGCAACCUCGACACGGAGGUUGGCAAUUUUGACGACGACUUCACGUUCGGGAUGAUCAUUCACUACGUCAUCACGACAAUGGGUAUCAAGAUGAUGGUGAACCUUGACUACACAGACAGUAUCUCAGAGAUACCGUGUGCAGGUUCAGAUUUUGACAGGGGCAACUUCUUAAGUGAGGUUGGCAAUUUUGAGAGGGCGCUUAUCAAUGACACGAUGUGCAGCUAUUUCAGUACGACAGUGAAUCGGAUCGAUUCAAGUUUUGGAAGAUCAGAUUACCAAACAGAGCAAGGCAUCGCGACUCACAUGAUGGACAUCAGUGGGAUCCAGAAGACGAACGACCACACGAACGACGAGGACAACAACUGCACCAUGAGGGAGAGACAAGGGCAGCCACAGCUCAUGUCUCCUCCUUACUGGACAGGUGUUAACCUGGAGAUUACUGCAGCUUGGGAGAAGGUGUUCUCAUCGGCGCCAGGGGCUUGA
Prorocentrum cordatum is the source of this 1527-nucleotide messenger RNA. NCBI's taxonomy places the organism in Eukaryota, Dinophyceae, Prorocentrales, Prorocentraceae. The record is from the annotation of a GenBank genome assembly.